AUGCCCACUGUGUUUACUUUACUUACUAUACCUACUGUGUUUACUUUAUUUACUAUACCUACUGUGUUUACUUUUCUUACCAUACCCACUGUGUUUACUUUACUUACUAUACCUACUGUGUUUACUUUAUUUACUAUACCUACUGUGUUUACUUUACUUACUAUACCUACUGUGUUUACUUUAUUUACUAUACCUACUGUGUUUACUUUAUUUACUAUACCUACUGUGUUUACUUUAUUUACUAUACCUACUGUGUUUACUUUAUUUACUAUAACUACUGUGUUUACUUUAUUUACUAUACCUACUGUGUUUACUUGA
This is a messenger RNA of Candidula unifasciata, 318 nucleotides long. The record is from the annotation of a GenBank genome assembly. Lineage: Eukaryota; Metazoa; Mollusca; Gastropoda; Stylommatophora; Geomitridae.